UGCCUGCUUGCUGACAGACGCGGUCCGGUAGCUGGAGCAGCCGGGGCACCGCAGGAACCGAAUCGGCAGCCGGCGGCGGACCCUCUCUAGGGGCUAAGAUGGAUCUUGUACUCAAUGCUGCAGAUUAUUAUUUUUUUACACCAUACAUAUAUCCAGCCACGUGGCCAGAGGACAGCAUCUUCCGACAAGCUGUCAGUCUCCUGAUUAUAACAAAUCUCGGUGCUUAUAUCCUUUAUUUCUUAUUCGCAACGCUGAGUUAUUAUUUUGUCUAUGAUCAUUCAUUAAUGAAACACCCACAAUUUUUAAAGAACCAAGUCUAUCGAGAGAUUAUGCAUUCUGUCCAGUCAAUGCCAUGGAUAAGCCUCCCCACGGUCUCAGUGUUCCUGCUAGAGGUGAGAGGUUACAGCAAACUGUAUGACAGCAUAGAGGAGUUUCCAUACGGCUGGCUUCGAUUCGUUGCUAGUGUACUGUCCUUUCUCUUUUUCACUGACAUGCUGAUCUACUGGAUUCACAGAGGCCUUCAUCAUAGACUUGUGUAUAAGCACUUACACAAACCUCAUCAUAUCUGGAAGAUUCCAACUCCAUUUGCAAGUCAUGCUUUUCAUCCUCUGGAUGGCUUCCUUCAGGGUCUACCUUACCACAUAUACCCGUUUAUCUUCCCAUUACACAAGGUAGUUUAUUUAGGUUUGUACGUCUUGGUCAAUAUCUGGACAAUUUCUAUUCAUGAUGGUGAUUUUCGUGUUCCCCAUAUCUUCAGGCCAUUUAUUAAUGGCUCAGCUCAUCAUACAGACCACCACAUGCUCUUUGACUAUAACUAUGGACAGUAUUUCACAUUGUGGGAUAGAAUUGGAGGCUCAUUCAAAAAUCCCUCCUCCUUUGAAGGGAACGGACCACUUAAUUAUGUGAAGAGGAUGACAGAAGAAAACCGCAACAGCCAUGCAGUAAGUGGUUGUAAAAAUGAAAAAUUAUUCAAUGGAGAGUUUAAAAAAACUGAGUAGAUUAUUGCCCAAUUAUUAAAUAUUUUUAAUCAAGGAAAAUAAUCUACAGCCAGGACGCAUAGCAAGUGAACAGUAUCAUUUGAAAAUCAGUAUUGUGGGUACAGGUGAGGAACGACCAUAAUGGUAGAACAAGGGAACAUGCCGUGAACACCAUGACUUUAACAUCGUGCUCAAAAUACUGAAUGUUGGUCUAAGGGAGAAGCUGUGUCUUUCCAGCCAGUAGAUCUGUAAUUUGUAUAGCCUCAACAACAGUUUUUUAAAAGGUAGAGGAUAAAUUAUUGAGGGGACUAGGUUAUGUCCUUUUGCCUUAAUUCAUCCAUAUUCAUUAAGUAAAAUUCAUUGUGCUUGAUGAUAUCAAGACUAAACACCAUAACAAAGAAGUACUAAUAUGAAGAUGAUUCCUUGUUUCAGGAAUGAUUAAGUACUCAGAAUUGGUAUGAUAACAACUACUUGUACUUUGUUGAAGUGGAAAAAUCAGUGUGAAAAAAUAUCGUGAUAUAAUGUAUUAGUAGCUCAGUGACCUGAUUAAUAGCAGGUGUUAUAAGAUUAUUGUCUUCCUACACAUAGAAAACUUAUUCUCUGGAGACAUUGUCAACUGUUACGUUUUACUGAUGAACAAAUAAAUUGGAAUUUUAGAAAAUAUUAAUACUACCAUGAUUUAAUCCAGAUCUGGGAUUAUUUAAAGAUUUUGAUGGUUAUUGUUUUCAACCAUUAUUUAAUAAGUGUAAAAUUAUAUGACCCUGAUUAUAUUUAGAAAGGGAAAUUUGAUGCCCAAAGAAUAUAUUAGACACCACUGGUUUUUUAAUUAAAUUGAUGCACUGCACUUUUGGUAUGUUUCAAAGUUACAAUCCUGUGAUUUUCUAUAAAAGCAAAUAAUUGCCAAAUAUUUAGGCCUAUCACUGAAGACUAGUUUUGAAAUCUUAUUUCCCCUCCUCCUCCUUCAUUUUUCCCCACUCCCUCUGCAAAAAGAUUUAACAAAUACUUUCAUAAAGAAAUGUCAUGUGUUGUAACAUAAAUAUGUUGGGAAAACAUGGUUUCCAAAGGCAUUCUCUAAGCUGUUUAUGUAAAAUCAAUAAAAGUUGAGUAUGACUAUU
Lagenorhynchus albirostris (white-beaked dolphin) is the source of this 2092-nucleotide messenger RNA. It is a transcript of the gene SC5D, whose product is annotated as sterol-C5-desaturase. The transcript has 5 exons. Gene Ontology annotation, molecular function: oxidoreductase activity; iron ion binding. Bases 99 to 998 code for a protein of 299 amino acids. The record is from RefSeq and is a predicted model, not a curated record. NCBI's taxonomy places the organism in Eukaryota, Metazoa, Chordata, Mammalia, Artiodactyla, Delphinidae.